This is a messenger RNA of Lolium perenne, 626 nucleotides long. The record is from RefSeq and is a predicted model, not a curated record. Lineage: Eukaryota; Viridiplantae; Streptophyta; Magnoliopsida; Poales; Poaceae.
CCUUCUGCCCUUCUCCUACCGCCGCCCAGAUCGAGAAACCUUGCGCGAGCCCUCGUCCCCGCUAGAUCAAGAUCGUAACCAUGAAGGCGGUGCUGACACGGGGCGCGGUGGCCACCAUAGCGGAGAACCAGAUCUGGCAUAGGGCGCCGGUGGUGCUGCAAGUGGUGGACACUGUGUGGCUUCAACCCCUGGUACGUCGUCCCGGGAGGAUGUCGCCGAACAGCAGCCUCGGGGGCUACACCCUGGUGCUCUCCGACGGCGUCCACACGCACGAGAUGGACCUCAUCACCCCUCUCAGGCACCUCGUCAAAAACGGCCGCGUCCGCAAGGGCUCCGUCAUCCGCCUCGUCUCGUACUGCACCAUAUUCGCGCCCUUAAUUUUGAAGCUGAAAGUUCUGCAAGCCAAAGCUGCACUGAUCGGAAGCCCCGUACCCUACAAGCCUAAAUGCACGGACGGUGACUCAGGGCCGAGCGGUGGAUCCUGCUCGAGUGGCCAAGGCACGAGCUCUUCGUCUGCUCGGAGGGUGUAAGGACAGGCAGGUUUACUAUGUGUGGCCCUGCUUGGGUCUUCUCCAGUCUCCAGAUAGUUUGCUAAGUGCCUCAGUCGUGUGAGUCCGUCUCCCUUG